Messenger RNA from Hyla sarda, 1845 nucleotides. RefSeq names its product osteoclast associated Ig-like receptor (gene OSCAR). Lineage: Eukaryota; Metazoa; Chordata; Amphibia; Anura; Hylidae. The coding region runs from base 1 to 894 and encodes 297 amino acids. The transcript has 6 exons. The record is from RefSeq and is a predicted model, not a curated record.
AUGGGCUUUUACAGUCAGAUUCUCAUGAAAGAUAUAACAUGCUCAGUCUUCUACCAGAAGUCAUCUAACUCUAAUCCACUUUUAUUUAUUUCAGGUUGCUUGCUGGUAAACAAACAAUGGGCAACAGCCAGUGCUCUUCCAAAACCAGUCCUCAAAUUAGUUACUCAGCAUCCAAAAGGCAUCAUUGUGAAAGGUGACAAUAUUACGUGGAAAUGUCUAAAAGGAUCAGAGGAGGCAAAUGAGUUUAAUUUGGUGCAUAACAAAGAAAGUGGAGGUAACGAAACUUAUAACAGCCGCGGCACCCAACUUCUGGUUACGGACAUUCAUGCUGCAAACAAUGGAGACUACUUCUGCAAAUACUGUGAUAAAAGUGCCUGUUCUGAGCCCAGCAAUUCUAGGAACAUUUAUGUUCGUGAAACUUUCCCAAGGCCAGAAAUUUUUGUUAUUCCGCGUAGAGCUGUCCAGCCAGGAGCCACCAUCACAAUCACCUGUCGUACUUACUAUUCUGAUGUUGAAUUUUCCCUGCAAAAAAAUGAUGAGAUUGUUACACAUGGCCAUAGUGGAAAUUCGUUUUCAUAUGUGAUAAGUAAUGCUCAACAAAAUAGUGCGGGAUACUAUUCAUGUAUGUACCAGAGCAAAAGCAAAGGCAUACAAUCUGACAAAAGCAAUCCUAUGAAGAUAUCAGUAAUAGAACUACCAGCUCCUUCUAUAACCUGGGAAGAAGAUCCUAGUGAUAGUACAAUCUUGAGAAUCAACUGCACCGCAACUGACCAUACAUACAAUCAAUUCUUCUUUGUGCUCCUGGAUGGCAGUAAAGUCAUUGAAGAUGACAUUCCAGCAAGUAGUGUGAACUUUUCCGUUGCCAAACCUAUGUACACUAUGAAAAGAUAUUAGUGUAUGUAUCGCGUAAAACUUGAUUCGGAUUAUGCAGAUUCACUUUACAGCAUUGUAAAUAUAGGGUCAAAUGGAUUCAAAACAGUGAUGUUUAUCCGACAUAUUCUAUCGGCAUUGACUCUGAUACUGAUGGGUAUCUUUCUAUUACUCCAGUUUAAAAACAAAGAUGAGACACGGCCGGACCUGCCACUUGCUCGAGUCAUAUAUAGAAAAGAAGAGGAAGAGACUGGGGUGAAGUGGUGAUAAAUAAGAGCAGGCGCUGCAACACAAGAUCCCUCAGAACUGCUUUAAGAUCCAUAUAAUGUCAACGCUUCUUAGUACAAAUGACAAGCAAAAGCAGCAUGUGAGAUUGGGGAAAGGCUAUCAGCAAUAAGACCAUUAAAAAUUAUUCUAUUAGGUCAUAUAUGUGGUAAUUUGUUGCACAUCAGCAUCAUUUUAUUAUAUUAUGGCAUGCUUCUAGCUAUAUAAAGCUUCUAGGGCAUUCCAGGGAAUCUAUCUUAAGUGUUUUCUCUAGGUCUGUGUUCUGUGGAUUGGCGGAAAGGUUGGAUUUAUAUCCUUCGAUACAGGAUUUCUGUAUAGUCCUCAGUCAGUUUAAAUGUUCUUAUCAACCUAAUUACUGAAGCAUAAAAUAUUAUGUUAAAUGCACGCUGGGUGAGAAUGGCAAGAGAUAUGAAUCUGGUGUGAAUUCUUACUAUUUGACUGCUUCACAAUUUGAGUUUGUGCUUACAGGAGAUCAAAUAAAUAGUCAUAGUGUUGUUUAGUUAGUGUCCAGAUAGGAAGGAAUUUAUUUUCUAUUUUGAUGUGUAAUACACUUAAAAGUACCUGCACAGAUUUGCUGCAACUUUUUAUUUUUGGAUCAAAAAACAUAUGCUUGGACCGUGAAGCCUGUGAGGCAUCAUUGUCAUUUAAACUCCAUAUAUUCAGGUCCCAAUACUUUGUAUAUAGCCAUUA